GGUCUCACCGACAGCCCCGGCCCUUCGGCCGACGACGUGGCCCCCGCUUUGCCCGCCUUGGCCGCCUUGGCCGCUCACGCCAAGCGGGACCACCGCCAACCCGCCCUGGGAGCCAUCGCCAACGCUUGCGCCCGCGCUCCUCUCCGACCCGCCUUGGGGGCCGCCGGGGCGGUGGAAGCGGUGACGGAAGAGGUGAGGAGAGCGUUGGCGUCUCCCAACGUCGCCGGUGCCACCGUAGCCGUCCGGGCGCUCUGCCUGUUGUGCCGGGAAGCCGUCAACCGAGCGCGGGUACGAGCGGCCGGCGGGUUGGGGUUGCUCCUGCGCCUCCUGGCCGAACCCCGCGCCCGGCCGUGGCGUCCCCGCGUCCUUCUGGCUUUGGCCGCCUUCGCCUACGACCAGGAGGCGUUGGCGGCUCUGGAAGCUCGAGGCCUCGUCCCGCUCCUUGCCGACGUCCUGCGAGCCCGGGCCGAUGAGGAGGAGGACGAAGAGGAGGAGGACGAAGAGGAGGAAGACGAAGAGGAGGAGGAUGAACGUCGCCUGCCCCCCAUGGGGGCCCUGGCCUUACCCCGGGGGGUGGGCGAGGGGGAUCCCUGGCUCCCCGAAGCUCCCGCUCUCCUACUUUUGGGACGGCUGGCAGCCGCCGAUGAACCCAGCCGAGCCCUGGCCACUGCCCCCGUUGUUUCGGGGCUCCUUCGUUACCUGACGGGGGUCCCAGCUCCAGCCCCCCGGGCUGCCCGGGUGCUGCAGCGCCUGACAGGGCACCCUGCUUUUUUGGGGGCCCUGGUCCGGGCUUACGUCCCCUCCCUGCUCCAUUCCUGGCUGGUCCUCGGCUUCACCCCACCCCAGGCCGAGGAACUUUCGCGGCCCGGGGGACCCAGGCAUCCGGCUGCCCCCCCUCACCCCCGCCAGGCACGCCUCAAGGAGUUGGGUGAGGGACUCCUGCGCAACCUGGGGGCGGCGGCAGCGGCCCCCUUCGGCGUGGGGCUGCUGACUCACAUGCUGCGCUGCGGAGCCCCCCCAGCCCGCCUGGCCUGUGCCACCGCCCUGCCUUUGCUCACCAGGCCGGCGUCCCCGGCGCGGGGGCUGCUGUGGGGAGGGGGUGCGGUGGCCCUGCUGCUCUCGGCGGUGGCCCGGGGUCCCACGUCCCCCUACGAGCCCCCCCCGGCCUUCGCCCUCUACGCUGCCGAUGCCAUCGCCCUCCUGCGGGGACAUGCCGGGGACACGCCGGGAGACAUCGGGGAUGCGGCAGGGGACGGUGAGGACACGCUGGGACGUGCCAGCGCCGAGGACCUGCAGGUGCACGGAGACGGGGACACCAGGGACCUGUGGGAACCCGGGGACGCUGAGGACCUGUGGGGACAAGCGGACAGACGCGGGGAGAGUGGCGACAUCCUUGGGGAGAACGGUGACCUGCAGAGACCUCCGGACCGCCACAAGGACCUCAAGGACCCGUGGGGACACCCAGACACCUUUGGGGAUGCUGAGGACACCUGGGGACACAUGGAUGGCCACGCAACCUCUCCUGCGGAUGGACACGGUGACAUCGGGGACGCGCCAGGGUGCACCGAUGGACAUGGGGACCUGUGGGGACACGCAGACGGACUUGGGGACGCUGAUGACUCGUGGGGACCCCCGGGAUCCCCGUGUCCCCUCUCCCCCGUGACCCUCUAUCCCCCACCCCUGCUGUCCCCUGUGUCCCCAUGUCCCCAAGUAUCUCCAGACCCGUUUUCCCUGGGCCCCCCCUGUCCCCAAGUGUCCCAGAGGGCUGCUAAACGUCCCCGAUCAUCCUCUUGUCCCCAGCUGUCCCCAAACCCUCCCAACCUCCAUUCCCCAGUGGCCCCAAGACCCCCCAAAUGUCCCCUGCUCUCCUCUCCUCCUCCGCUGCCCUCAAACCUCCCCAACUCGUGUCCUGGGGCACCUCUGAGGUCCCCCAACCCCUGUCCCCAACUGUCCCCAUGUCCCCAAGUUUCCCCAACCCCCCUCGACCCGUGUCCCCAGGUGUCCCCAACGUCCUCCAACCCAUCUCCCCAACCAUCUCCCCGUCUCCGAGCCUCCCUAAGCUCCUCCAACUCCUGUCCCCAAGCGUCCCCAAGCUCCUCCAACCCAUCUCCGCCACCGUCUCCAGCCCCCCAAGCAUCCCCGACCCCCCCAACCGCCCGUCCCCCGGUGUCCCCAACGUGUCCCUAUGCCCGGACCCCCCACGACCUCCUCCUCCUCCCCAACGGCACCCACCCCGGGGUGCCAGCGGCCCGGGCGGCCCUGACCCGGGGGUCCCCCGUCUUGGGAGCCAUGUUGGGGGGAGCCUUCGCCGAGGCCCGCCAGGCAGCGGUGACCUUAGGCUGCGCCCCCCGCCACCCUCUCCUCCUCCUCCUCCAUUUUGUCCAUGGCUGCCGGGGUCACCCCAAGGACAAAUGUCCCCUCCUGUCCCCGCCGGUGGCCCCCGCCGCCGCCGACGCUGCCAUUGCCUUGGCCCGCCGUUAUUUGGUGGACGGUUUCGAGGGCGUCAUGGUCGCCGCUGUCACCGCAUCCCCCGGUGCCCUCUGGGCCUUGGCCGAAAGGUGGGGUUGCGCCCCGUUGGCCACCCGGGCCGCCCAAGCCAUUUUGGGGGGGCCACCCCACGACGUGGCCCCUCGGUUGGUUCGGGUGGCGCAGUUGGCCCGAUGUCCCCCUCGCUUGGCCAGGGCCUUGAUGGCUGCUGUGGCACCCCGGGGGGUCCAGCCCCACCUUGAGAUGGGGGAGCCGUGGGGUGGGGGUGACCCCUUGCUGCGACUCCCCGGAGAUGCCAAUGGGGACCUCGGGGACGUCCAGGAGGACCUCGGGGACUUGGAAGAUGAUUUUGGGGUCCCUUACGAGGAUCUCGGGGAUAGCCGGGGAGACCUCGGCAAUGUGGCAGACCCCUUUGGGGACCCGUCUGUGGAUGUUGGGGACCCCUUAGGUGAAGAUGAUGGGGACGUGGAGGUCAAGGGGCCUCUCUAAGACCUUGGGGACCCCUUUGGGGAUCUUGGGGACCACGGCAUGGGUGUUGGGGACCCCUUAGAUGAAGACGAGGAGGACGUGGAGGUCAGGGACCUCUCUAGGACCUUGGGGACCACUGCAUCAGUGUUGGGGACCUCUCUAAGACCACGGGGACGCCCUCAGGGAUAUCUCUGGAUGUUGGGGACCCCUUAGAUGAUGUGGCCAUGAAGGUCAGAGGACUUCUCCAAAGCCUUGGGGGCCCUUUUUUAUGGGUCUUGGCGACCCCUUAGGUGAAAAUCAGGAGGACGUGGUCAGGGGACCUUUCUGAGACCUUGGGGACAUCCUGGAGGACCCCUUUAUGCCUGUUAGGGACCCCUUAGACAGGGACGAGGGAGACAAAGAUGUCAGGAGAGCUCUCUGAGAUCUUGGGGACACCUUUAGGGACCUUGAGGAGAUGGAGGACACCUUCAGGGACCUCCAUGGGAACCUCAGGGAGGACUUCAAGGAUGUGGUGGACCACCUUGGGGACCCCUUCGAUGAGAACAUGGAGGUCAAGGGACCUCCCUGAGACCUCGAGAACACCCAUUAAUCUGGGGACGCACUGAAGGACCGUAGCAACGUUGGAGAACUCUUAGAUGAAGAUGAGGAGGACGUGGGGGUUGAGGGACACCCUUGGGGUCCUCCUCUAGAUGUUAAGGCCUUUUUUGAUGAUAAAGACGAGGCUGAGGAGAUGGGGAGCCCCCCCCAUAAGGACUUG
Molecule: messenger RNA, 3712 nt
Organism: Haliaeetus leucocephalus (bald eagle)
Lineage: Eukaryota; Metazoa; Chordata; Aves; Accipitriformes; Accipitridae
Product: armadillo repeat-containing protein 5-like
Exons: 5
Biological process (GO): anatomical structure morphogenesis
Cellular component (GO): cytosol
Source: RefSeq, a predicted model, not a curated record